Molecule: messenger RNA, 1454 nt
Organism: Rhincodon typus (whale shark)
Lineage: Eukaryota; Metazoa; Chordata; Chondrichthyes; Orectolobiformes; Rhincodontidae
Gene: galt
Product: galactose-1-phosphate uridylyltransferase
Exons: 11
Coding region: 197-1285 (362 amino acids)
Biological process (GO): beta-D-galactose catabolic process via UDP-galactose, Leloir pathway
Cellular component (GO): cytoplasm
Molecular function (GO): zinc ion binding; UDP-glucose:hexose-1-phosphate uridylyltransferase activity
Source: RefSeq, a predicted model, not a curated record
GGAGUGUGAGUUUUUAAAAAAUCGUUUAUAAUUACAACGCUGCAGACGGGUUCCUUUGCAUAGUUUUGUAGGCAAUCGUCACUAUUGUUUGCAAUGCAACAGACAUUUGAGAUAUGAGACGAUUAUGAUCCCCAGGGAACUGAUCUCCAGAUAAUCUGCAGGGGAGGGGUCAGUGGUUGGGAGCCUAAGAUUCAGGAUGGAACCUCAGCUCACCAGCCAGCAGACUUUCGAACCCAAUGAACACCAGCAUAUCCGUUAUAACCCUCUCCGUGAUGAGUGGAUCCUGGUCUCUGCUCACCGGAUGAAACGUCCUUGGAAAGGACAGGUUGAGAAACCAACAGAGGUGAACAUUGCACGUCAUGAUCCAAGUAACCCUCUUUGUCCUGGAGCAACAAGGGCUAAUGGCGAGGUGAACCCAGAGUAUGAAAGUACUUAUGUGUUUGAUAAUGACUUUCCAAGUCUGCAACCAGAUGCUCCAGACCCAGGUCCCAGUAAACACCCAUUGUUUCAGACCAAAGCUGCUAGAGGAAUUUGUAAGGUCAUGUGCUUCCAUCCUCAUUCCGAUAUUACCCUGCCAUUGAUGUCCAUUCCAGAAAUCAGAGCUGUGAUUGACAAAUGGGUGGAACUGAUGGUAGAACUAGGAUCAACAUAUCAAUGGGUGCAGAUUUUUGAAAAUAAAGGUGCUACGAUGGGAUGUUCAAACCCACAUCCACACUGUCAGGUGUGGGCCAGUAGUUUUCUUCCCAAUGAGCCAAGAAUAGCUGAUCAGACACAACGUGACCAUUACAACAGCCACAAAAAGCCAAUGCUGGUGGAGUAUGCCAAGUUAGAGUCCCAACAACAGGAACGUAUCGUGGUUGAAAACGAAGACUGGUUGGUCGUUGUUCCAUACUGGGCUAUGUGGCCUUUUCAGACUUUACUUAUUCCAAGAAGACACGUGCUUCGUUUACAAGACUUAUCUGAUAAAGAGAGAGGCAGCCUUGCUUCUAUAAUGAAAAGACUUUUGACAAAAUAUGAUAAUCUAUUUGAGGUCUCUUUUCCCUACUCAAUGGGAUGGCAUGGUGCCCCCACUGGACAGUCUUUGCUUGAUGACAACCGUCACUGGCAGCUUCAUGCUCACUACUAUCCACCAUUGUUACGGUCUGCCACAAUCAGGAAAUUUAUGGUGGGGUAUGAGCUGUUAGCUCAGGCUCAAAGAGAUCUCACACCUGAACAGGCUGCUGAACGCUUGAGAAAUUUACCAGAAGUUCACUACAAGCUGAAGCAGAAUCAGCCAGAAAAAUGAAUGGACUUAAAUUAACUGCAAAAAGCAUGCAUCAUUGUUUUUUUUUGCUUAUAUUGAUGUGCCUUUUGCUUUUAGAGAUCUUUUUUUAAAGAAAAGCAUGAAAUUAAAAAGCAUUGAUGUACACUUUACUGGUGUAAACUGUUUACCAUUAAACAUAGUUUUCAAACAU